Molecule: messenger RNA, 2514 nt
Organism: Procambarus clarkii (red swamp crayfish)
Lineage: Eukaryota; Metazoa; Arthropoda; Malacostraca; Decapoda; Cambaridae
Product: 3-galactosyl-N-acetylglucosaminide 4-alpha-L-fucosyltransferase FUT3
Cellular component (GO): membrane
Molecular function (GO): fucosyltransferase activity
Source: RefSeq, a predicted model, not a curated record
AAAUUUGCGUUCAGUCCAUCGUAAAUUGUGUGGGUAUUUUAUUGCCUGUUUCCUGUGAAGAAGGCGGGUCGAAAGGAGGAAAAGUUAUUCAUAUAUCAUUCCAUCAUAGACUCAGUGAUGCGUGGACGAGAAUUCAAGGAAAACCCAUCAAGAACUGGGAUGGCUCGGAUGGGAUCUGUUUGCAAAGUUCUCCAGACAAGUAGGCUACAACACGCAUUUUUCUUCACCAAAAACCACAAUCUCGGGAGUUGGUGUGUAACUUUGGGGCAUAUCGCCACCCAGUAGCUGCUACAGCAACCAGCAGGGACCACAUCAUCAACCAGCAGCUGCUACAUCAACCAGCAGGGACCACAUCAUCAACCAGCAGCUGCUACAUCAACCAGCAGGGACCACAUCAUCAACCAACAGCUACUACAUCAACCAGCAGCUGCUACAUCAACCCGUAGCUGCUACAUCAACCAGCAGGGACCACAUCAUUAACCAGCAGGUGCCUUAUCAACCACUGACUGUGGCAACUCAAAAACUGAACCAUCACUCAACGACUACCACAACGCCAUCAUGAAGUCCAGAGUACCACUGUAUUGCCUCUGGCUGUUGGUGGUCCCAUUGUUGCUGACGCUCAGGUUGCAAUAUAUCAUCAGCCAGAGCAGCCGCUGCCUGAAGCUGCCACUUCGGGGGAGUCCGCUAAGCUGGGGUUCAUUAUACAUGCCUCUCACUGCUUCUGAUGCCGGACACAUCAACCAGUCAGUUGAGGAGUUUAAGGACGUGUUCUUAGCCCCAGUGUUAGAGGCGUAUCGCCAGGCUGCAGAACAAUCUUAUAUGGAGACUCCUCGUACAAGAUUUAGGUCUGGAUAUAUUCCAAAAGUGGUGAUGUAUGUCAAUAAGAUGUAUGUAUAUUAUGACUGGUAUGACGUAAUUACGUGGGACAUUGUUGAGGGCCAUUGUCCAUUACCCUGCAACAUCACCUCAGACAUCAGCCAGGUAACAAGUGCAGAUGCGGUAUUAAUACAUUUGUCAAGUGUAAAAAGCAAGGAUCAGUUAAUACAAGACUUAGGGAGACGUGAUGCAUCUCAGCCGUGGAUCAUGUUUGAAGCAGAAACACAUUUGAGAGCAAAUCUCAUGUAUAUGAAUGACUACAAGACGCUAAAUGGAGUCUUUAACCGGACUAUGCACUACCGCCAGGACUCGGACAUUCACGUGUUGCAUGGCUUUGUUGUCCGUCGUGGCGGAGAGGCGAGUCUCCUGCCUCCAUCAUGGCGCAGACAACCUGAAUUACAACAGAUUAAUAACACUCAAAGACUUGCUGUUGCAUUUGUUUCUAACUGUGAUGAUGAUAGUGGAAGAUUAAAAUAUAUUGAAGCCUUAAAGAAACACGCCCCUAUUGAUGUUUAUGGAAAAUGUGGAGACCUGAAGUGUGGGCAUUCCUUAAAUACCAAUAAGGGAUAUAGGAUUGAUUGGGAACCUUGUAUGCAAUACGCUGGACACCAUUAUCUCUUUUAUCUAGCAUUUGAAAACGCAUUGUGUAAAGACUAUGUAACAGAAAAGUUAUAUAACCUGCUGUACUAUCCGAUAGUUCCUGUGGUAUUGGGGGCAGCAGACUAUUCUGCCUUGCUCCCUCCUAAAUCCUACAUCAACGCACUCGACUACACGCCAGAACAACUUGCUCGAAGGUUACAGUACUUGGCUCUUCAUCCGAAGGAGUACGAAGCCUACUUAACGUGGCGACAUUACUACCAGCCAUCAACGGUUGGUGGAAGUCGUGUAUUAUGUGACCUCUGUGUUCAACUGUAUGAUCAAGACCUGUAUAAACACAACGUUAUUGAUGACUUCUAUGAUUGGUUUGUUACUCAGGCAAAUUGUAAUGCAAAUGGAACAGUUCCAAGCCAGACUACAUAGUAAAUUACUAUACAAAGUAUAAUCGUUUGGAAUUAAGAGAUAUACCAAUAAUAGUACGGGCUGGAUAAUUUGGACAGCUUACAAUAUACCCGGAUAUCUACAUUUUUAACUAAGUAAAAGUUAUUACAAUAUGGAUUAGCUAAUAAUAUCUUGCUAUGCUAGGAACGACUGAAAAAUUAUGAGAACACUACUGCUUCUGUAAACACUUGCACUAACAUUUCCUGGUAAAUCCCCAAAGCUUCGAAGUAAAUAUAAAUAUUGACAGGACUCAAAAGAUUACAGAAACCAAACCCACAAUAUUUCCACAAGUGUCAACAGCAUUUUUGUUUUCUUUGAAAGAGUUUGGGUAAAUAUGCUUGAUGCUGUUAUUUUUCAUAUUUUUGGCAACAGGGAGCCUGUAUUUAAUCCGUGUACCCUGUUACCUAGCAGUAAAAUAGGUACCUGGGUGUUAGUCAGCUGUCACAGGCUGCUUCCUGGGGGUGGAGGCCUGGUCGAGGACCGGGCCGCGGGGACACUAAAAAGCCCCGAAAUCAUCUCAAGGUAACCUCAAGGAAUAUUAAACCAAAGUCCCUCAAUUGCAAGCAGAGGACGUAUAACACUACAUUUCAUUUCAUUUAC